Messenger RNA from Penicillium subrubescens, 1893 nucleotides. RefSeq names its product Major facilitator superfamily domain general substrate transporter. Gene Ontology annotation, biological process: transmembrane transport. Gene Ontology annotation, molecular function: myo-inositol:proton symporter activity. Bases 1 to 1893 code for a protein of 630 amino acids. The record is from RefSeq and is a predicted model, not a curated record. The transcript has 7 exons. Gene Ontology annotation, cellular component: membrane. NCBI's taxonomy places the organism in Eukaryota, Fungi, Ascomycota, Eurotiomycetes, Eurotiales, Aspergillaceae.
AUGGCUUCACGGACCAAUCAUGAUGUCGUCGGCGGCAUGAAUGAUAAUCUUACGGGAGAGAUUAAGAAUCCCCUCCAAGGUCUCUCUCACGACGAGCUCAUGAUUAAUGUCGAAAGCUAUGCCACCGACCACGACCUGACCGACAUUCUCCCUUUGUUGAAGAAGGGUGCCCUGGCUGGCCAGAAGCCAGCUGAGGCUGGUUCGAUCCCGGAGCUUGAUGAGCAAGACCGUCAUGUUCUUCGCGAGGAAAUCACUCGUCGCUGGCAUCAUCCUUGGGCCCUGUACUACACCAUCAUUCUCAAUUCGAUCGCGGCUGCCAUUCAGGGCUGGGAUCAGACAGGGUCAAACGGUGCCAACUUGACCUUCGAAAAACAGUUUGGUAUUCCAAAUAACUUUCCUGACUGUCCUGAUAAGGCUACUUGUGAUCGCAAUCAGUGGAUUGUGGGGUUUGUCAAUGCUACGCCUUACAUUGCUAUCUGUCUUUUUGCUGGCUGGCUGUCUGACCCCAUUAAUCACAUGAUUGGCCGAAAGGGUACCAUCUUCAUCGCCGCCGUCUUCAGUUUACUUGCCCCCAUUGGAUCUGCUUUGACCCAAACCUGGGGUCAGCUUGUUGCAUGCCGUGUACUUCUCGGAAUUGGAAUGGGUCUCAAGGAGGUUACUGUUCCUGUCUAUUCUGCCGAAAAUGCACCUACCAACAUUCGGGGUGGGCUUGUCAUGAGUUGGCAGCUAUGGACCGCGUUCGGAAUUUUCCUCGGUACCUGCAGCAAUCUCGUUGUGGCUAAUGUUGGUGAUAUUGCCUGGCGUCUGCAGCUUGGGUCGGCCUUUAUCCCUGCUGUUCCUUUGCUUCUGGGAGUCUACUUUUGUCCUGAAUCCCCACGCUGGCUUAUGACUAAGGGAAGGCACCGCAAGGCAUAUGAGUCUCUACUUCGCCUGCGUAAUAGCCCUCUGCAGGCUGCUCGGGAUCUGUAUCUCAUCCAUGCUACUCUUGUUGAGGAGAAGAAGAUGCUGGAAGCCUCCGGGUUUGCAAAGACGGACAACAUGUUUGUUCGAUUCUUUGAGCUUUUCACCGUGCCUCGUCUCCGUCGUGCGACUCAGGCUUCGGGUAUUGUGAUGAUUGCUCAGCAGAUGUGUGGAAUCAACAUCAUCGCUUUCUACUCAUCUACUAUCUUCUCUCUAGCUGGUGCAGAUAAUAUCCAUGCACUUUUGGCAUCAUUUGGAUUUGGGUUGAUCAACUUCGUCUUUGCUUGGCCCGCUGUGUGGACCAUCGAUACCUACGGCCGACGGACCCUCCUGCUCUUUACCUUCCCCAACAUGUGUUGGACACUGCUCUGCGCUGGUUUCUGUUUCUGGGUUCCUGGAAAGACUGCUCAUCUAGGCUCAAUCGCCCUAUUUGUGUAUCUUUUCGAUGCCUUUUACUCUCCCGGUGAAGGACCCGUUCCAUUCACCUAUUCAGCUGAGGUUUUCCCACUUUCACAUCGUGAGGUCGGCAUGGCCUGGGCUGUUGCGACUAAUAACUUCUGGGCAUCGAUAUUAUCGCUGACAUUCCCGUACAUGCUUCGAGCUUUUACCGCUCAGGGUGCUUUCGGUUUCUAUGCUGCAUUGAAUAUCAUUGCCUUUGUUUUGAUCUUCUUGUUCCUGCCGGAGACCAAGCAGCGAUCUUUGGAAGAGCUUGACUACGUCUUUGGUGUGCCUACUCGCACCCAUGCCAGAUACCAACUCACUCAAGUCCUUCCGUGGUGGAUUAGACGGUACAUCUUUGGCCGCAAGGGAGCUGUCUGUCCUGAGCUGUACAAGGUUAGCGAGACCACUGAGCGUCAGACGGACGAGGUCCAGGAUCUCAGCGAAGUCCUGAGCGUCACUGCAGCUAAAGAAAAGGACAAGGAGGCCGCUUGA